Messenger RNA from Xiphias gladius (swordfish), 2225 nucleotides. It is a transcript of the gene puf60a, whose product is annotated as poly-U binding splicing factor a. Gene Ontology annotation, cellular component: precatalytic spliceosome; catalytic step 2 spliceosome. Lineage: Eukaryota; Metazoa; Chordata; Actinopteri; Istiophoriformes; Xiphiidae. The transcript has 11 exons. The record is from RefSeq and is a predicted model, not a curated record. The coding region runs from base 657 to 2195 and encodes 512 amino acids. Gene Ontology annotation, biological process: alternative mRNA splicing, via spliceosome; regulation of alternative mRNA splicing, via spliceosome; mRNA splice site recognition. Gene Ontology annotation, molecular function: RNA binding.
GUCUGCGCUGAGGGACGCAAGCCGAGCUAAUCCUAAGCUAAUGCUAACCGGAGCAACCGGACUGACAUUACACGGAAUCGGUUUUUAACGUUGUACACAAACACACAGUCUGGAAUGAAUCGAACCACUUAACUGCUCAGAUUUAUCAGCUUUAACAGAUCGAUAAACCCACAGGAGGUAGAGGAGCUAACCUUGGCUAACAGCAGAGACGGUUCUGUUAGGUGACGCUAGGCUAACUGGCUGUCUGUCUGCAGGUAGAGCACCUGGACAGGUGACGGUCUCUGAAGCCGAUAGACUGAUAAUUUAAUGAUCAAUUCACGGAGUCGGAGAUCGUUGCGUCAGCAGGUGUUGCCAUCUGGUGACGUCACACAGACUCAGUGGCGAAAGGACAUUGACUCGGCUACUGAAGUACAAAUCUUCCCUUUCCUUCCAUGCUACUUUAGACUUUUACUGCAGUACGGCUAGAGUACUGGACCGAGCAACGGGGGCACGAACCCGCCAACGUGUCAAGGUGUUUCCUGCACCCAGGGAGGGUUUCCUUCCUCUAACCGUGUAGCGGUGGCGAAGGCAGCCCGGCGUGACUCCAUAGAAAACUCCACCACUUUCAUAUUUGCUGCUUAAAUGUCUCCAGCGUGAAGGGAGGGCCGGCUCUCAUCAUGGAGAAUGGACAGAGCACCACCACCAAGCUGGGCCUGCCGCCGCUCACCCCCAACCAGCAGGAGGCGCUGCAGAAGGCGAAGAAGUACGCCAUGGAGCAGAGCAUUAAAAGUGUUCUGGUCAAACAGACCCUGGCUCAGCAGCAACAGCUCACCAGCCUCCAGAUGGCGUCUCUGACGAUGGGUUUAGGAGACGCUCUGUCUCCUCUGCAGUCAGUAGCGGCUCAGCGACAGAGAGCUCUGGCCAUCAUGUGUCGCGUUUACGUCGGCUCCAUCUACUACGAGCUGGGGGAGGACACCAUCAGACAGGCCUUCGCUCCAUUUGGACCGAUCAAAAGCAUCGACAUGUCCUGGGACUCUGUCACCAUGAAACACAAGGGUUUUGCCUUCGUAGAGUACGAGAUGCCCGAGGCGGCUCAGCUGGCUCUGGAACAGAUGAACUCUGUUGUCCUAGGAGGCAGAAACAUCAAGGUUGGGAGGCCCAGUAACAUCGGCCAGGCUCAGCCGAUAAUUGAUCAGCUGGCAGAGGAAGCUCGUGCCUUUAACAGGAUCUACGUAGCGUCGGUCCACCCCGACCUCUCUGAUGACGACAUCAAGAGUGUCUUUGAGGCCUUCGGGAAGAUCAAGUCCUGCAUGUUGGCCCGAGAGCCCACCACGGGACGGCACAAAGGCUACGGUUUCAUCGAGUAUGAGAAGUCUCAGUCUGCUCAGGAUGCCGUGGCCUCCAUGAACCUGUUUGACCUCGGGGGUCAGUACCUGCGGGUGGGGAAGGCCGUGACUCCGCCUAUGCCCCUCCUCACACCGACGACUCCUGGAGGACUCCCCGCAGCCGCCGCCGUAGCUGCUGCUGCCGCCACCGCCAAAAUCACUGCGCAGGAGGCAGUGGGAGCAUCGGUGCUCGGAGCUCUGGCCGGUCCGGCGCUCCUCUCUCAGCAGCUGGGAGGACUUCCUCAGGCCGUCAUGGCCGCCCAGGCUCCAGGUGUCAUCACAGGGGUGACCCCAGCUCGACCUUGCCUGCCUCAGGUGGGUCUGGUGAACCCGGUGCUGGCCACACCCCCAACACCAGCGGCCUCCUUUGGCUCUGAGGUGAAGAGGAAAGAGGAGGAGGUGGAGGAGGAGAAUCAGCAGGAGGCGCAGCAGGAUGGCGCCAUGGAGCCACUUAGCGAGCAGGAGCACAUGAGCAUCAGCGGCAGCAGCGCCAGGCACAUGGUGAUGAGGAAACUGCUUCGCAAGCAGGAGUCGACUGUGAUGGUCCUGAGGAACAUGGUCGGUCCUGAGGACAUCGAUGACGACCUGGAGGGCGAGGUCACCGAGGAAUGCGGGAAGUUCGGCCGGGUGAAGCGCGUCAUCAUCUACCAGGAGCGUCAGGGCGAGGAGGACGACGCCGACGUCAUUGUUAAGAUUUUUGUAGAGUUUUCUGAGGCGGCCGAGAUGAAUCGAGCCAUCCAGGCGCUCAACCACCGCUGGUUCGGAGGACGUAAGGUGGUGGCAGAGGUGUAUGACCAGGAACGCUUUGAGAACAGCGACCUCUCGGCGUAGAACACAGAUAUACAGAUAUACACUCAGAAA